AGUAAGAACAUGCCUCCUCCUGUGUUCUACAUGUGAACAACAACCCAACUUGUUUUGAUACUGUCCAGUGUUCAUAUAUUUAACAAAUGGCCAAAGAGUUGUAUUUCGCAAAGAUGUCUCUUGAGUUAAAAGGUGGUAGUGAACUUUAAAGAUUAAACGAUGUGGUGAUGUGGCACCAGGGAAACAUGAACCUGUGCAGCCCACUCUUCAUCUCUGCUGGGGGCCGGCAGCUCCAGGCUUCAUUAGCCACAACCUGCAGAACAUGACUGAAUCCCAACUGUUGGCAAUAAAGCUGAAUUGUGGGUAAUGUAGGUGCUGGCUUUGACAAGAAAGACAAAUGUGUGGAAUAAAACAGACAAUAUCACUGCUGCUGCUGCUGUACUGACUUUGAUUAUAGAAGUGGUGCAUUCUUUUCAAGCAUGUCUCAGGUCGUGAGAUGACAUCGAGUAUAAAGCCAAGAGCAGGAAGGUGACGCCACUGACUCCUCCAUAUUUGCCAUGUUUGUGGAGGUCAGCAUGCGGACCAUGGCUCACUGUUGACGCCUUAAGCAUUCUUGGACAGUCUGCGAGCCCAUGUGUCCUUCCAAACUUCUCCAAUCAUGUCUAAAGCAAAAAAGUGAUGAGUGCACAGUACUGUGGACAGCCUGCCCGCCUGGCUGCUCCUCACGCUCCUCUGCUAUUCUCACUGUUCCCCUCGUCCUUUUUCCUGCUUCACUCUCCCUCUUUCCUCUGUGAAAGUGAGCCAGUGUGCACGGUGACCUUCAACCACACCCACAGGGGAAGGAAAAGAAAAAGAAGACUGAAGGGGGGGAGUUAGUUGCAGAAUGGAGGAGAGAAUAGGAUAAACAUGAGAACAGGGGUGACAGAGAGGCAGUGGUAAGAAGAGGAGGGCUGAGGAACACACACACACAUAAAAACCAACGCUGAAGUGAGGAAAAUGGAAAAUCUCUCCUCUCUUGGAAGCCAGCGGAGCGCAGAGCUGAAUCUGACAAGAAGGAUGACUCUCCAUCCCUUUUCUCACCAGUCUGAUUAAACCUCUCACUCUAUGAACCCAGCACGCUGAGAGCCACAUGAGCGAGAGAGCCGAGGACCCGAGCCUUUGCUCAAAGUGCAGGCUGGGGUGCCAACAGAUACACUCGAAGGAGCAAGACCUUGAGGACAAGGUGACACUGUGAAAUUCCUUCAAACUUCAUUUGCGGCUGACAAAGGAGCUGAAAUUGAAUUCUCGAACAUGGAAAUGAGCCACACGCCUUUUUUUGUAUUUUUAAACAGUUUCCAAGCGAUUCAUUUUUGAGCAGAUCCGUCCCAGAAAAUUCCCAAUCCUUCUCUUUAAGCCGGCUGUAAUGAGUUAAUCUACAACAGAGGAAUGAUUUCCUUGUGUGACUAAGACAGUAAGCAGACAGAAGGAGGCCUAAUUAAACUUGUAACAUCUGCCUUCUGAGCUCUAAAUGCGUCUACAGGCUAUAAGCAUCUCUCGCUCCACUUCCUCCGCUCUUAUUUCAGGCAAAGAAGGGUAAAUAAGGAAUCAGCCUGCUCGCAAACAAUGCAACUAAUCUUCUCCAAGUGGCAUCAUCAUCAUUAUUACCAUAAGCAGAGACUGUGGUGUGACAGAGUGCUCUAAAAUAUUCAUUGCAUCUUCUUCCAGAUAAACUUCCACAGCUGAUGGUGGAGGGAAGGAGGGGAAACCGGGGGAGGGUGGGAGGUCUGUGCUGGAGCACGUAGCCUGCUUACAAAUUACCACCACAACCAAACUCGGACACAGCGUGAGUGAGUUGCUCCUCGUCCUCCCCUCGCUGUUGCACCGCUCUGCCUCUUUUCACACGAGCCAUCUUCGCGGGAGGAUCGGCCGGGAUCGCCUCGCCGCUGAUGCCGCUCCACUUCUGACCGACUUCCCGGCUGCUCCGCACAGCCCGAGCCCGGCCGAGCAGCAGCCCUGCACGGCUCUCUGCCCCCGCUGCUAUUUCAAAAGAUAAAUCGACAGCAGCAGACUCCGACACUGCGGGAGGCGACAGACCCAGAUCCAGAUAGAGCCUCUGCUACAGCCGCGGAUGCAGCCCGGAGAAGGAGAGAUUUGCCAUGCCAGAUCUGCACGGAGGAGGAAAUCUUGAUAAGUACGAGUCGUUUCGUUUUCUUUUCCGUUUUUUCUGCUCCUUCAAACUCGAGUCUGCUUGGUGUGGCAGUAGCGGUGACUUUGCCCUCUUACAGCCUCUCCAUGAGCCUCCCUCCUGAUGCCUGACUGUAUACAAACACCCGUGCUGAGAGAAUAAGACUUUUAUCGCCGAGCCCGGCUCAUCAGCGACAAUAAAAAAAAAAAGACUUUACUGGUCACCGACAGCGCUUCUACUUGGCGGAGGAAACGGGGGGGGAAAAACAAAAAAAAAAACAAAAAACCCCUCAGUACUUGCUGUAAAUCAAGCCAGGAAGAUCGAGCCCAAGUGCAAGACGAAUGGUUUGGGCAUGGUGCCUACGCCCCAGGUGUGCGUAUCAACCCUGGUCACGGUGAGCACGAUGGCAGUGGUGGACCUCUACUUGCUGGAGCAGAGCAUGCUGGGAGCUCGGGGUCUUUCAGGACCUAGCGUGUGGCAAUAUGUGGCAGUGUUGCUGGGCGAUUUGGGCUUCCUGCUCGCACUGCGCUUCGUCUCAGCUGGCGUGGUGUCUGAGGCGCGGUCGCCACGGCGUGGAUUUGCCAACGCCCUCUGGUUCCUGUUCCUGUCCCUGCUCCAGCUCAAGCUCUUCUUCGUCUGCCACAACUACAGGCAGGAGCGUCGGCCACCUGAUCCUCUGGCCAGAAAGACCCUGACGCUGCUGCUGUCCAUCUGUCUACCCUCCCUGUUUCUCAUCCUGACAGGAGCUGACCACAUGACCCCGCAGCGGAGGAAGCAGGAGGUGCGGGGCCGGCUCCUGUGGGUGGUGGUUGACUUGCUGGAUGUGUUGGACCUGCAGGCGGGGCUGUGGGAAGCCCAAGGAGGGUCUGCAGCCGGUACUGGAGGGAUUGUAGAGCAGAGGCUGCCCAUUUGGGCUGAGGGUCUGGUUUUCUUUUACUGCUAUGCCCUCCUGCUGCUGCUGCCGUGUGUGGCACUCACAGAGCUGGGAGCCACUGGUCUGCCAGGACAGAGAGGACCCCGCAAGGAGGCUUUGUACCCUUGGCUUAGCUUGGUCACUAUCAAUAUUUUCACCUUAGCCCUGAGGGGUGCAGGGAUGCUGUGGUAUAGGGACCCCCGCGUGUCCACUGUGUUUCUGGGCAAGAACCUGCUGGCUCUGGCUGUGAAGCUGAACUCAGCCUGGGAGAGACAUAAACAGGAGCGCGGUGCUGCAGGAGGCGGGACUGUGGCAGGAGCAGAACCGGGAGACUCGACCUUGCCAAACCCGGGGACAGAGCAGGGAGAGGGCCAGGCCCAGGGGAAAGCUCCUCCCUCUAAUUAUCACACACUGUCUCAUUCUCAAAGCCACUCGCUCUCCCACGUCAGCCUGGAGCCCACGGCGACACCUUUAGGACCCUCUUUCAUCUCCCAUGAACUUUAGAGAAUCACUCUGAACGUGCACGCAUGCACACAAGCGUGCACAAACAACCACAGUGAAAAUUCGGAGUAGCCAAGCCGGUAUCACAUCCAAACAGAUAACUGUACUGAAUUUCAGUACAACAGCGGAGGUUAUAAUGCAGAACUGUGGAAUUGCAUUUGGCAAGCUUGGCUUUGUGCACAUCUUGUUGUGCUCAGAAUAACUCUAAAAGCAGUGCUGUGAUUUGUGGAUGUGUAUUUUUAAAAGUCAACACUGUGAACCCAUCUGUCAGAUUGUAAAGACUUUUUCAGAAAUGUGUGCUGAAGUCUGCUAUUGUUCAUCGUGGUUUAAUCUUGAUUUAACUGUCAUCACAUUUGUGGAAUUGCAUUGUCAGAUUUUCUUUGUUUUUUUCCCCCUUUUUUAAAGAAUUCUGCUUUCCUGAUAAAUAUCUGCUAUCACUGAUUCAUUGCAGCUGUUUAGGGGUGAGAAACAGAAAUUUGUUGCACAGAUUCAUGAGGUUUCAGGGGAAAAAAAAAAAAAAUCAGACUCGACUCGCUUCUGCCAAAAGACCAUUAGAUGCCAAAACACAGCUUCUGACCUUUCAGUGUACAUUUUCUCACUUCACUUCACAGGGUACUUUUACAGAGAAAACUUUUAAUACACAGAAGUGGUGAUUCAUUUUUCUUCCCUCAAUACCACAGAGCCAACAUUCAAAAGCCAUCUACCACUAAGAACUCUUCACUGUGCUUCAGUAUGUUAAUGCACAGUGUAACCUGAUGACCCUUUAAAUCAAAGUCUAAUCACAAUUGUAGGUGAUUCUACUUUAAGAUUUUCUUUUUUUACAUGCCCGAAGAGGUAAAAUUAUACAGUUUUUCACAAUAUUGUAACAGGAUGAGGAGCUCAGAUUUUUUUUCCUCUCUUGUAUUCUAUUAUAGAUUUAAUUUUCUCAUGACUUCCCAGAUAUAUUCUGGAGGGUCUCUGCACCAAGGUUGUUCUCUCAUUGAUAUUAUGUAUUAGUUUGUCUUGUCUGGAAGAAAAUGUUAAUGAGAGGAAUCAGUCACUUUGUCAUUUAGUUGGAGUGAAAACCUGCAGACUCAUGGGCACCACCGUAGAACAUCUCUAAACUUUGUUUACAAUUUUUAUGGCAUGUUUUAUCUAACUUAAAUGCACAUCAGUUAGGUAGACUUCACUUCAACAACUGGCAAAUAUACAAAUGUGUCAACGUUUCCGGUUUAAAUCAUCCAGCAGCAAUUUGAACAAACAACAAAAUGUGCAUAAGUCAAGUUGCCAGCUACAAAAGAUGCUGUUUGCAGUAAUGCAAUCUUUCACUGGCUGGGCUUAAAGGUGGGCAACGAGCAUUUUGCGUCAUCUUUGUGUACAGUACAGCUCUUUUUUUUACUAAAUUGUUUACCAAGACUGAAUACCAAUGUAAGUAAUCCCUUUAGAGGUUCAAAACACAUUUAAAACUCAUGUUUUUUGUGAUCUCUUCUUGUCCCAAAGUGUCAUUCAUUCCAGCCAUGUAUCCAACCGUCAAAUGUCUUUUUUCAUUUUAUAUAAAAAAAAGAGUCAGCUUUUUAAUUCCAUUUCAAAAAUGGGUGAAUCCAUUCAUUCACAAACUUAUCAAGAUGUCGGGUAAAUGUGGGAGUGUGGGUCAGAGCGGCAGGCGUAAAGGAUGUACAGUACAGUCAAGUGCCUUGUUUCCUCAUGGUGCAACGAGCCCCUGGUUUGUCGUACACAUUAUGUGUACCAUGUGGAACUUGGACAUAUGCCAUGUGUAUACUGUGAAGUUAUUCCACAGCUGUUUUCAGCUACACCUCCAAGACAGACUGCAAACUAAUAAAGUAUUUCAUAGUCGCCUAGUGUUGACAG
Molecule: messenger RNA, 5366 nt
Organism: Pelmatolapia mariae (spotted tilapia)
Lineage: Eukaryota; Metazoa; Chordata; Actinopteri; Cichliformes; Cichlidae
Gene: tmem265
Product: transmembrane protein 265
Exons: 2
Coding region: 2457-3521 (354 amino acids)
Source: RefSeq, a predicted model, not a curated record